Molecule: messenger RNA, 516 nt
Organism: Colletotrichum higginsianum IMI 349063
Lineage: Eukaryota; Fungi; Ascomycota; Sordariomycetes; Glomerellales; Glomerellaceae
Exons: 2
Coding region: 1-516 (171 amino acids)
Source: RefSeq, a predicted model, not a curated record
AUGCCGCGCCUUACCAAUAUCACGCAGCAGCACGCCGAAGAGCUGCGCUUAACUCGAACAAGCAACCGGCUGCAGAGAGACGAGAUACACAACCUGCUUGCCACCAUCACUGGCCGCAUCAGGGUGCGCCUGUCUGUCACACUGGCGCGGAAGGACCGCGCCGGGCCGGCCGACCUGUACUUCCCGACCAUUAUCGGCCUGGAUCUCAAGACCAUCGCCGCCAUUGCCCACGUGACCGAGUGGCUAAAGACCUCUAAGAGUGCUGCCCCUUGCAGCCACUUCAAAAUCUGGCUAAGCCCGGGCAUGCGAGCUGUUGCUGCCGCAGUUCACCUAGAAAUCAACAACAGCGGCGUUCACGUCGUCCGCCCUGAGCAAGAGACAGCCACCGACCUCUACCAGUACGCCUCGAGGAACAUGGAUCACAGCGACAUUGAGACAGCUAUGACAGUCAUCCUGGCCGACGAGAAGAUCGUCCGGCGGGACGACAGGAUGAAUACGUGGUGGGAGCAGUUUUAG